AGCCAUUUCGGCCAUUGUGGAAAGUGGAAAGGACCUCGCCAAGAAAGGACAAAAUAAAGCAUUGAAAGACAAGGAAAAGGGACAAGACAACAACUGUCAAAUCUGCCAGUAACUCGCGAUUGUAGAGAUGGUCCAAUCGUGCUCAGCUUACGGAUGCAAAAACAGAUAUCAUAAAGACAGAAACAUUUCAUUUCACAAGUUCCCGCUAGCACGGCCAGACGUGUGUGGGAAAUGGGUUGCAGCAAUGAGGAGAAACAAUUUCAAACCAACCAGAUACAGUAAUAUCUGCUCUCAGCAUUUCACUAAAGACUGCUUCAAACCAGAGUGCAACAACCGAGUCCUGAAGGAGAAUGCUGUACCUUCUCUAUUCUGUUUCAGUAAACUACAAGUCAAGGCAGAGUCCUUGGCGGACCCGUUACCUCCAGAGAUGGACUUCUCUCUGACCCUCCCCUCCCUCCCCCUCUCUGACACAGAGGAGACCCAGCAGGAGAUACAGACGGAGACCCAUCACACUGUAGACCCCUCACCCCUGGUAGAGAACCUUCCCCACAGCAUGUCCAUCUCCUGCGACCACAACUACACCGUAGAGGACACGGUUCAGCAGAAGAAGAGGAUUGAGCAGCUGGAGGAACAGCUGGACAAGCUGAGGAAGAAGUUAAAGACCGUACAGCAGAAGUGUCGGAGGCAGGAGAGACAGUUGAGGAGGUUUAAGGCUAUCGGAGAGUUCCAGAGGAUGAACAGGGACCCGGCGCUAGGGGAGGGAUAUGUAAUUCUACCCCAACAGCUUUAUGAUGCGCUCAAAGGGAUUGAGCCCGUAGAGGGUCCAUGAAGCCUCAAACACACCUAGCCUGGGUGCCAAGUCUGUGGAGUUGGCAAGACCACAUACCGGUCUGGGACCAGGCUGUAAUAGGCCAGGCUUACUGACCCUGGUUCCUCUGGGUCUGCCUUCAGUGUAUUGGGGGGGGGGUUGUCCCAGGUUUAUCAGUCCCUGCUUUAUUAAAGGGUCAGUGUGAGGACUCUCACAUCACCUCUCCCAGUAGAGGUGUAGCAGAUGGCUCAACUGUCUCUACUACCUUUCUGAGACCUAUAGAACCAUCCUGUCUCCAGACAUGUCUCGUCUAGGGGUCAGUGGUGUCUCGUCUAGGGGUCAGUGGUGUCUCGUCUAGGGGUCAGUGGUGGUGAUUUCCUGUGUUGUGUCGGUGUGGAGCCGGUCGGGUGUGUGUUCCACUUUAGUCACAGACAACCAACGACACAAUGUAUUUUGUAGCAUUUUUAUUUAAUUUUCUUACGGUUGUAAACUUACGGUUAAAGGGAAAAAUCCCUCAAAGUACCAUAACUCUUAUUUGAAGGGUUGAUUUUAGUGUGGUGGAGGGAGGAACACGUGUGUGUACUGUAUGUCGUUGUUUAGUUAUGUUAGUCAAUUUAUGCCUACUCUUGGACAAAAAAUGGGAGGUUUGUAAUUGGCCGGGACGUUCUCUUCUACUGUAAUAUGAAAUCAAGUGGUCAGCUGACACUUUGAACUAUUGUUGCUGCUGGGCAACAACCUUGCAUUUAGAGCAAAAAUGUUUCAAUAAAAAAAUACAAUUAAAAUGUUUACAUGAAUAUUGCUAGCAACAACAGAUUAUUUUUUUUUUGGACAAGGGAUCCUGGGAAAAGUUGAGGGCGAAAUGUAAUAUUCAUGUACGAUUUCUGUUCGUAAUAACCCUUCAGCGUGGGCCUGGGAGGCUCGCGUGGAUGUAGGUAUCCACAGUUAUCCAUCAAUGAAACAUCUUUUAAACUCAAUUCUUCUUAUAUUCCCCCAAAGUGUUGUUUUUGACUAUAAAUGCACAGUAAUUAUUAAACUUAACGGCAAAUGGAACACUGACCGAUGGCAACAUGUGUAGAGUCAGGAGAUUCACUUUUAAAACGGCCCAAUGUUAUUUCCCAGAGCCCGAGACUUGAUUAGUUGGGUCUUGACUUGCAGAAGUCAUAGUUAAAACUGCUUGGGAUGCUAUUUUUAAUGCACCGUUAAGAAGUUGUGAUUUAUUAUCAGGGGGUCCCUGAUGAAUUCAACGUUUAGCAACCCCUGAUAUAGGGUCCCAUGUAGGAUGCACCGAAUGGCGUUUCAAGGUGAAGUUUCUCCUAGGUACAGAUCUAGGAUCAGCUUCCCCCUCAUCCAAUCCUAACCUUAACUAUUAGUGGUGAAUAUCCAAAACUGACCCAAGAUCUGUCUAGGAGCCACUCCGGUUAAGACUAUCUUUGUGGUGAAUCUUCUCUCUUGUAUUUCUGUUGAAAAGACCCAGUCAAAAGGGCUGUUAUUGGGGUUAUGACCAUAUUUAAAGCCAUAAGGGAAACUGGACCUUGAAUUAAACAUAGAUGCCUUAUUGUGUGAGACCCAGUUUGGUGCAAAUCAGAAAAUAAAUUCUCAUAACAUUUUAA
Molecule: messenger RNA, 2418 nt
Organism: Oncorhynchus masou masou (cherry salmon)
Lineage: Eukaryota; Metazoa; Chordata; Actinopteri; Salmoniformes; Salmonidae
Product: THAP domain-containing protein 1
Exons: 3
Coding region: 128-829 (233 amino acids)
Molecular function (GO): sequence-specific DNA binding
Source: RefSeq, a predicted model, not a curated record